AUGAUAAAUGUUCAUGAAAUAAAAUCUACAGUAGUCGUUAUCGUUGUUCAUGUUUUUUUUCCGAUUAGGGCUCUCUUUCACAACCAGAUUCGAAGCAUUCAGAAAGGAGUUUUUGACGGUCUGCAGAAAUUACAGUUUUUGUACUUGCAAUCGAACAACAUCAGCGAUAUUGAAGUUGGAGCAUUUUCAGAACUGGGAGACCUUCAAAUAUUGAAUUUGUCUUCGAAUUCAAUCAAGUAUUUAAGAAGUGGGAUAUUCUCCGGUCUCUCGUCUCUCCAGUAUCUUCUUCUAACUGAUAACUCUAUACACGUUAUAGACGGACAUGCGUUUGGAUCAUUGAAGUCCCUUAAAUAUCUGUUCUUCCUUGGAACUGAACUAGGACCUGUAAACCCGGAUGCACUUGCUGGGUUGAAUUCCCUGGAGAAGAUGUCUACCUCUGACAAUCGCCUGUGUUGUCUUCUAAAUGACAAGAAAAACGUCAGCUUAAACGUCACCUGCGCUACGACAUCUCAGACCAGCCCCUUGGAUACGUGUAGUAGGUUAUAUCCAAAUUUGGCCUUGAGAUUUGCCGGUUGGAUCAUGGGGUUGCUGGCUUUAUGUGGCAAUGGUGCCGUUCUCUUUAUUCGACUGCGGGAUAGGAAAAAGCAAAAGAACAAGGUCCAGAAUACUAUGAUAAGUAGUCUAGCAUUGGCUGAUAUUUUGAUGGGGCUUUACAUGAUAAUUAUAACUUCAGCCGAUCUGAGGUAUGGGGAUGGGUUCUACCUCAGGGCUCCUCAAUGGAGGGAUUCUCAUAUGUGUCGGUUCGCUGGUUUCCUUGGAUUCCUAUCGAGUGAGGCAUCGGUCUUGACCCUGACCUUGAUCACAGUGGAUCGGUUCAUAUGCAUCGUGUUCCCAUUCAGGCCAGAGCUCAAAAUUCAGCAUAAGGGGUCCAUGAUUCUUGUCGGUUCAGUUUGGGUGUUCACCAUAUUGCUGAGUCUAGGGCUAGUGAUUAUUACAUCAUACAAACCUGAUGUAUACGGACUUUCCGAUGUGUGCCUUGGUCUCCCGCUGCAUGUCGAAGCUGUGGACACAGGGGUAUUGGAAAUCACUGGAGAUUUCUUCUUUGAAUAUCAGGUAAAUUACAAGAUCACUGAUGUCAGUUCAAGACCUCCAUGGCUAUUCUCCAUCAUAAUCUUUAUUGGUUUUAAUCUGGUUUCCUUCGCUUUCAUCUUGAUCUGUUAUAUCAUGAUUUUUAUCGAGUCCUCUAAAGCCUCGGAGAAAGCCCAUAAGAGCAAAUCCAAUAAGCAAGAGACCAAGUUGGCUGUUCGUAUGGCGCUACUCGUUGCUACUGAUCUUGCCUGUUGGAUGCCGGUCAUCAUCAUGGGAAUUAUUUCUCAAAGUGGCGCCGUCACCCUCCCUCCUUCCCUCUACGCCUGGACAGUAAUUCUUAUUGUCCCUAUCAACUCGUCAAUCAACCCUUUCUUGUACACCUUCAUAGUGCACAUCGAUGCCAUGAAAAAGAAAAGGAAGAAGAUGGAGAGCAAGGAAAAACGAGUUGGUUUGCAACAGGUCCAAAACAAGCAAACAGGAAACCAGCCUUCCGCGCCAACUGAUGCUACUGACUAGAAAAUUGGUGAUUCCCGAUGCCCGCACAUACGCAAGUUGCUUUCUGAGGACGCAUCGUUGUUUGAACAUGGACACUAGAUCUUCUUUAUGAUACUAUACAGUAUAGGUUUACUGUAAUAAUAUGUUAAGGGGCUGUCAUACCCAUACGUCUUACUCAGCCUGUGCGGACGUCCUUGAUAUCAAGAAUUCAGUUUCUUUAAACAAAAAAAAAUUGUUUUGUUAAUAGACAAUUAUUGAUAUGAAGAAAUGCGAUUAAGGAAACGGCUUGUCGUUGCCUACGUGUGGCGGCAUACUAAGAAAUAGCGAUUUCUAUACUAAAUUCUUCUUAUUAUUAUCAAUAUUACACUCUUAGAAUUAAAGGUUUCGUAUAUGGAACUUUUAAAGGUUCUUGAGCACAUAAAUGUAUUUUUUUAGCCAAAGAUGUCUGUAACAUCAGUUU
This is a messenger RNA of Lytechinus variegatus (green sea urchin), 2044 nucleotides long. RefSeq names its product G-protein coupled receptor GRL101-like. NCBI's taxonomy places the organism in Eukaryota, Metazoa, Echinodermata, Echinoidea, Temnopleuroida, Toxopneustidae. The transcript has 6 exons. The coding region runs from base 1 to 1605 and encodes 534 amino acids. The record is from RefSeq and is a predicted model, not a curated record. Gene Ontology annotation, biological process: G protein-coupled receptor signaling pathway. Gene Ontology annotation, cellular component: membrane. Gene Ontology annotation, molecular function: protein binding; G protein-coupled receptor activity.